AUAGUCAGCAAUAGCCAGUGAGCGUUUACUUUGAUAUUUGUUCUGUUCAGACCAGCUUCCGUCCAGUAGUGUAGCUCCUGUAAUAUCUCUAUAUAUAGCUAAUUUGCGUUCUCUUCUCCUAUCAGAUUCAAGCUAGCUCUAGUUGGUUCCUAAUGGAAGCAGAAAAGGGAAACAAACUAACUGGCGACUAUACAAACAAGAUCAACAAGUAUGCUUUCGCGUGCUCUGUUGUUGCCUCUGUUAUAUCCAUUAUUUUUGGAUACGACACGGGUGUGAUGAGCGGAGCCAUGAUAUUUAUCGAAGAGGAUCUCAAAAUCGACGAUAUGCAGAUCCAAGUCCUGGCUGGAAUACUCAACAUAUGCGCCUUGGUAGGGGCUCUUCUCGCUGGCAGAGUUUCUGAUUAUGUGGGAAGAAGAUACACAAUACUCUUAGCAUCCAUAAUCUUCUUGCUCGGCUCAGUACUCAUGGGGUACGGUCCAAAUUACCCGAUUCUACUGACUGGCCGCUGCGUAGCAGGGAUCGGAGUAGGCUUCGCAUUGAUGAUUGCACCAGUGUACUCAGCUGAGAUCUCAUCGCCCUCAUCGCGUGGAUUCUUGACAUCAUUGCCUGAAUUAUGCAUAAGUAUUGGCAUAUUAAGUGGCUAUGUUUCUAAUUAUUUCUUCGCGAGAUUGACGCUACAAGUUGGUUGGAGAAUAAUGCUUGGCCUUGCUGCAGUGCCUUCUCUGCUUCUAGCAUUUUUCAUUCUCAGAUUGCCAGAGUCUCCGCGAUGGCUUGUGAUGCAAGGCCGUCUAGCGGAAGCCAAGAAAAUUCUGUUACUAGUAUCGAAUUCUGAAAAUGAAGCCCAGGUUCGGUUUUCUGACAUUAAAUUGGCUGCUGGGAUUGAUGAGAAUUGUACUGAUGAUUUUGUUAAGGUAAAAAAUUCAAACGGACAAAAUAUAUGGAAAGAUCUGAUCUUAAGACCCUCGCCUCCUGUUCGGUGGAUGUUAUUAGCAGCUAUCGGUAUACAUUUCUUCGAGCAUGCCACGGGUAUUGAAGCGGUGGUUCUAUACGGUCCAAGGAUCUUCAAGAAAGCUGGGAUCCACAGCAAGAACAAGUUGUUGCUAGCACAGGUUGGCACAGGAAUUACAAGAAUUGUUUUCAUAACAAUAGCAACUCUUUCACUUGACAAGAUUGGGAGAAGAAAACUCUUGUUAACUAGUGUGGGAGGAAUGUUUUUUGCACUAGUAGGACUAGGCCUUGGGCUGACCAUUGUGGAGCAUUCCAAGGAGAAGCUGCUCUGGGCCUUGAGCUUAUGCAUUGGCUCCACCUACACAUAUGUAAUGUUCUUUUCAGUUGGGCUAGCUCCAAUCACAUGGGUUUAUAGCUCUGAGAUAUUUCCACUGAAGUUGAGGGCCCAAGGACAUAGCAUUGGAGUGGCUGUGAAUAGGUUGAUGAAUGCUACUAUAUCCAUAACUUUCAUAUCUAUAUACAAAGCCAUCACUAUAGGAGGAGCUUUCUUCAUGUUUGCUGGCAUUUCUGUGCUGGCCUUGAUCUUCUUUUUCUUCUUCUUGCCUGAAACAAGGGGAAGAUCUUUGGAAGAGAUGGAAGAGCUUUUUAGUAAGAAGAGUCAGCCUAAAAUUGUAGGCAUGGGCUCAAGCAACCAGCCCACAAACAAUAGUUGUGUCCAGGCCCAAUGAUGUCACCUUUUAUAGUCACUAGUUUGUAUUUUGCAUUUGAUUAGAAUGUAAUUGAAAUAAGAGUUAUAUGCAAUUGGCACCCCUUAUGUUUGGACAUAAUGCAUAUUGCACCUAAUAGUUUUGGAAAA
Molecule: messenger RNA, 1804 nt
Organism: Daucus carota subsp. sativus
Lineage: Eukaryota; Viridiplantae; Streptophyta; Magnoliopsida; Apiales; Apiaceae
Product: probable polyol transporter 6
Exons: 3
Coding region: 153-1676 (507 amino acids)
Biological process (GO): transmembrane transport
Cellular component (GO): membrane
Molecular function (GO): carbohydrate transmembrane transporter activity
Source: RefSeq, a predicted model, not a curated record